CUAAUCACUACGUUGCCAUUUUAUGUUGUGUUUGAAUUACAGAAUACGAUUGAAAAAUAAACACAGUUGCAAAAUACUAUGGCGGCCGUUACAAAUAUGAAUAAAAAUGCGGCUGAGAACUUCAUCAAUAACUGGAAUGCCGAGUUUCCCGACUACCAGCUAACGGUGGAAGAUUUUAAAAAACCCCAUUCAUUAUUUAGGUACUUGUUUCGAAUUUUUGACCGCCUGGGAAUAGAUGUCGAUGCAGUUCUCAUGCCACCUGUAGAAAAAAACUUGAAUGAUGACAUAGUGCACUAUUGGGAUUUAUUACCGUUCAUCAAUGUCACCAGAGUUAUCAAUCAUUUAGUGUCCGUCAUGCCUCAAGUUGCAAAUGUGACUGUCAAUCAUCUAUUGCAGCCAUCAGUGGCUACAACUCACACUAUACUACUUUUGCUGUUCAAUUUUAUGCUUUUCAAUGAACAACAAUUGGAGAGUAUUGCUGAGGAUGAAAAUGAGUUGUUUAAUUUUGCUAAUAUGGUAAAGUCUAUGGAGGAACAAAGGAACAAAUUACUUGAGGAGAUGAAUACUCAAGCUGUAGAGAAAGGGAAACGUUCAGAAAGAAUGGCACAGUAUGAAAAAGAAAUUCAGCAACUGGAAGAAGAAUUGAAAAUGGAAGAAGAAGGUUAUGACAUAGAGAAGAGAGAACUCGACAAAGCAAUAAAAGAAAACAAUGCAACAGACAUGAUACUUGAUCAAAAGAAAGCCACUAAGGAAGGUCUUAUUAUAGAAAGGGACCGUAAAAAAGCACUUAGAGUGUAUGAUGCUGAGGAUAUAAAGGCUCAAGCGGAUCAAGCUGCGCAGAACGUGCAGGAAGCUGAGGAAAAACUGAAUUCUUUAAAAGCAAUAAUUGCCCAGAAAGAGAGCAACUUGAAAAUACUGCAAAUGGUUAAACCUAAUUUGGAUACUGCUAACAAUUUAUUGCAUGAAAUUACAAAUCUCAAAGAUUUCCACAUUGGCGACUUAGAUGAAGACAGCAAAGAUGGCGAACUCGAUAUGCUUAACACGGAUCUGAUGGAGCUGCAGGUGCUGGAGGCCGAGGUGCACGCUCGACGAGAAGAGGCUGCCCAAAAGCGGCACGACGGGCAGACCAAGAGGCAACAGGAGAGGAUGUUUGCUGAGAACAUCCUAAGAGAUGCAGAGAAAAGCGACAAGAAACGCCGUGAGUUUUCCUCUGCAGCAGUGCAACGCACACAGCAGAUCAUGGAGCAAACUAGCAAGUAUGAUGAGGAAAAGACUCGUGGAAUGGAGACCAUACAACAGUUGAAAGAUACCUUUACUAAUGGGAUCACACAGUUUGAAGAUGCACUCAUCAAGCAGCUUACUCGUCUCGCCGAGAAAAUGGAGCAGGAGACUCGGAGACUUCAUUCUUUAUAAUUGUUUUUUGUAAUAGCUUUUUACUAUAUUGUUAUUUAAGUACUAAUAAAAGUUAUUUUGUAGUAAUAGUUCUGUAUUUGUAGUGUAGAAUUUUCUAGCACCAAUAAAA
Messenger RNA from Hyposmocoma kahamanoa, 1522 nucleotides. Its product is annotated as tropomyosin-like. Gene Ontology annotation, cellular component: kinetochore; Ndc80 complex. Lineage: Eukaryota; Metazoa; Arthropoda; Insecta; Lepidoptera; Cosmopterigidae. The record is from RefSeq and is a predicted model, not a curated record. The transcript is spliced from 8 exons. The coding region runs from base 79 to 1413 and encodes 444 amino acids.